AGUACUGUAGGAAGGAAAAAUACAUUUAAAGGAAGUCAAGGGAGUGGAAAGAAAGACUGCAAAAAAGAUCUGAGCACCUCUUCAUGCUCACUGUUCUGGCACAAGAUCUUCUUGCAAAAGUUCUCAUCACUACACCACAAAAAUCAUUCUGUAUGAAUUUGUGUAGGGUGCAGGUGGAGAAAUAUUUAACAGAAAGCAGCAGGUUGAAGAACUGAAAACUGCAUGCUUAGAGGUGUCAUGAGAAUGUCUCCCAACCACUGAUACACUCCAGGCACCAGUGGUACUGUGGAACCCACAGGAACUGACCCAGUUCCAGCACUUGCUCAGUUGACAGAUAGAUUGCUUCAAGCAGACUGAACGUGAUGACAUCAAAACCAGGUGGAGAAGAGUUUCACAUGUGUGUAUGCUGUCUCAUGCUAGGACUGGGCCCCAUGCCCCUGUCUGUCGGGAGAGAAAGAUCAUUUCAAUAUCAGAAAGUGCAAGAAAUCAAUCAGCCAAGCUGGGAAGAGGAGAUUGUCUCUGAGCUUAGCGGCGUGUCUCAGCACAGAAGACUGGUAGUAAACAAGCAACAGAUCUGCCGGCUGUGGAAGCCACAGGAGCAAAGCCUGAGCAGGGACCAGGAUGAGCACUCCUGCAGAGGAUCCUGUGAUGCCGAGCUGGGUCUUACACUGUUGGCCAGACUCCUGAAUUCUAGGAAUGACACUAUAGACCCCUGUGAGGAUUUCUACAAAUAUGCCUGUGGCAGCUGGGAAGGCAAACACUCAAACAGAACCACAGAAGAAUCACUAAAUGUAUUUGAUGUGUUGUUGGAAGAAAACCAGUUGAUCCUGAAAAGGCUCUUAGAGGCCCCACAGUCUGGGAUAAGAGGCUCAGCUAAGGAGAAAGCAAUCCGGUUCUAUCGAUCCUGUAUGGAUACGCAACGGAUAGAAUCCCAAGGAACUCAACCAUUGAAGGACUUCCUAAAUCAGGUUGGUGGAUGGAAUAUGACAGGUGCAGGGAAAGCAGAAGACUUUAAUGAAACUCUUCGGACUCUCAUGGGCAGAUACAGCACAUUUCCCUUUUUCAGAGUCCAUGUAGGACCCAGUCCUUUUGACCUCAAGACCAAUAUUAUUCAGAUUGAUCAUCCUGAGUUUGAGAUGCCACCUGAGAGUAAAAUCAAAGAACAAAAUUAUCUUGAGGUAACAUAUCAGAGGCUGAAGAAAGGUAAAAAGGUUCUCCGUGUGUAUCUCUCAUAUUUGAGGAAAUUGGGGGGCCUACUUGGAGGGCCACUGGAUGAUCCCACUGAUUCCUUUUCCCUUACUUUAUCCUUCAUCUCUAACCUCCAGCGAGUUGUCACCCCACUGCAGGAAAGACAGCAGAGGGGGAUGCUGUUCUUUCGCACUACCAUUAGGGAGCUACAGGAAAAGGCACCUGCUAUUGACUGGCUGUCGUGUCUCCAGGCUGUCUUCCACCCUAUGCCAAUGAACCUCUCUCAGCCAGUUGCAGUGCAUGACAUGGAUUACUUAAGAGGCAUGUCACAGCUCAUCAAACAGUGGCACAAGAAAAGGAUCCUUCACAUUUAUAUGAUUGUUUGUCUGGUUGGGAAUCUCUCACCAGCCCUUGACAGUAGAUUCCAAGAUGCACGCCUGGAGCUAUCUAAGAUUCUUUAUGGAAAAAUGGGAUCUAGAAUGGUCCCAACUGAGCGCUGGAGGAAGUGCUUGACUGAUACCAGCUCUUUCUUUGAGCCAGUUCUAGGGCAGAUGAUUGUGCAAGAAAUUUUCCCUCAGCAGACCAAGAAACUUGCUGAGCAGAUGUUCUCUGAAAUCCAAAAUGCUCUCUAUGGCCAACUGGAUCAGUUGGAAUGGAUGGAUGAACAGACCCGCCAAGAGGCUAAAGUCUUGGUUUCCAAACUACAAGUGGACAUUGGCUAUCCAGCUCACAUACUCCAGUCUGCCAAAGUGAACCUGGAAUACCAGAAUCUGGAGAUAAAUGAAGACACUUUUUUCCUCAAUGUGGUGGCUUGCUUGAAAGUACUGAGGGAAAAUUCCUACUUGAAACUCCUUCAGAAUCACUCACAGGAUAACUGGUAUGUGUCCCCCUGGACUGUGCGUUCUUACUACUCAAUAAGGCACCACAUGGUGGUCUUUCCUGCUGGAAUGUUCCGCAGCCCUUUUUUCCACAUGGAGUUUCCCAGUGCUGUGAACUUCGGAGCCAUUGGGGUCUUCAUGGCGCAUGAACUUCUUCACACAUUCUAUGGCUAUGUGCUGCCUGGGGGCUGUCCUACAUGCAACAGUAGUGCACUACAGAAAUCUAUAGACUGCUUGGUUGAACAGUAUGAAAGCUAUGGCUUUAAGGUCAAUGGUACUUUUACACUGUUGGAGAAUACAGCUGACACUGGAGGGCUUGCCAUCGCUUACCAGGCCUAUAAGAAUUGGCUGAAAAAGCACAAAGAAGAGAAGGAUUUACCUAAGAUUGGACUUUCACAUGACCAGCUUUUCUACCUCAGUUUUGCUCACGCAAUGUGUGGACACCAGGAUCCUGAGAAACUACAGUCUUCCCUGAACACAGAUCCUCACAGUCCUUUGCCACUUCGUGUUUGUGGGUCUGUCAGCAACAGCCAGGACUUUGCCAAGCACUUCUACUGUCCCAGUGGAUCCCCAAUGAACCCACACAAGAAGUGCCACAUCUGGUAAUCUGCCUGGAAAAGGAGGAAGAGAAGUAUGUCCUCAGUGAGAGAAAGACCUGACCUCCUCUACCUUUCUUUUCUUGUUAUCCUUUCCUCAGCAGCUGAUGGUAGCAAAUUUUUUCCACUGAGCUCAUAAGGAAAGAGGCUCUCCUCCUACUGCUCUCAGCACACUGUCCCAGAUUAGACAACUCUGGAGUUCAGCAAGUCCCACAUUAGUAAGAUGACUAGCCAGUCUCUAGUAGGCAACAUCUGAGAAGCUGUAAACAGAAGGACUGUUACAUUAUUAGUCCCUCUGUUCAGUGUAUUUCCUUGUCUACUCCAGCAGCCUCACAGUCAUGUUGAAUGGACAGGUCAAUAAACUGGAGGUCUAAGACCUGUUCAUGUAAGAUUGGCUCUUAGGGAAAUCCUGUGCAUUACUAUGCAAACCACACAUGUAAGUUAGCAGAGAGGGAAGAAUCUUCUUCUUUUCUCCUGCCAAUAAAUGGAGAUGGGUACUAGGAAAGACUCAGUGGCUGCAGCUUCUAGGCUGAAGGAGACAUCACUUAAUAAUGAAGGUUACUGAAGGCCUUCCCAGUUCUGUUUUUGUUUCAUCAGGAAAUCUCCUAGAACAUCCUUAUUGGUGGGAGGGGACUGGAGGCUGAGCAUAGAUUCUCGUUCUUCUUCCUUUUCCAAAAAGGUUGUCUUUUUUUAGUCUUUAUUUAUGGUUGAGGAUAUGGCUGAAGGUGGAGUAUGGGACAGUCACAAGGGUUUCUAGAAGUCUCUGAAGACUGAACAAUUAGAAUUCCAAGAACUUCUCUGGAUCUGAACCUGGUUCUCUCAUGCUAAAAGUUCUUUCAUCACUACAUUUGUAAAUAUUUACCAUCCAAACAGAGAAGCAGAGCUGCUGUAGGAUUUUACUUUCUAUUUGAAAUUGAGUUUUAGGUAUUUAUUUACUUUAGAGGAAAAAGAGAGUAGGAAGUAACGUAUUUUAAGGUAGCAGGAGAAGUGCUUAAAGCACAUUCUCAAGAUUAACACAAUAAUCAUAUCAUUUUCAGGUUCUGAUAAUUAAAAAUUUAUACCAAUGUUCUAAAAUUUACCAAAGUUAAUAAGUAUACAAAAUACUCUUACUCUUUGCAUACUCUUCAAACUGUUCUUGAUUAUGGGAGCAUUUUUAUUUUACUUGUUAUGUUAGCUGCCUGGGGAUUGUUUGUGGAACAGGUGAUGGCAAGUGGGAACAUCCCUUAUCGAUGUAAGCUUUGUAAAAAUUGUGACAAUCCUAAAAUUGUGUUAAUCUUUUCCAAAUACUGACCAAUACAGCAAAACAUUUUCCAAGAACAGACUGUUCAGAGAUAUUUUUUCAUUAAUUAACUAAAAUAUUAAUAAAGUGUUUGCUUCAGAGGAAAAAAUUCAUUGCAAACUCUUUAUGACCAGGCCCACUUCUUUGUUCUGUAUUUGUACUGUUCCCAGCAUGACUGCACAAGUAAUAAAUAAUAAUACCUCAAAACAAUUUGACUUAUUUACCCAUCAUGAAAUAUAAAAAAAUUGGGCUUGUGCUUAUCUUUACCAUUUAAACACUGUAUGCAUUUACUCUACUCAUUUAAUUGAUUUUGUCCUAGCAGAGUGUCCAGACGGUCUUUCUUUUAGAUGCUAAUAGCAAUUAACAUUGUACCAGACCUUGUGUGUAAUACAGAAGUUAUUUUAGUGUAAUGAGACUACUUGGCUUCUUUGUUUAUUAUGUAUAGAAAAAAGCAAAAGCUAUUAACAGUCUCCAUAUUAAGCAUC
Falco peregrinus (peregrine falcon) is the source of this 4426-nucleotide messenger RNA. It is a transcript of the gene KEL, whose product is annotated as Kell metallo-endopeptidase (Kell blood group). The coding region runs from base 363 to 2672 and encodes 769 amino acids. Gene Ontology annotation, biological process: protein processing. Gene Ontology annotation, molecular function: metalloendopeptidase activity. The transcript is spliced from 20 exons. NCBI's taxonomy places the organism in Eukaryota, Metazoa, Chordata, Aves, Falconiformes, Falconidae. Gene Ontology annotation, cellular component: plasma membrane. The record is from RefSeq and is a predicted model, not a curated record.